GAGGGAGGAGUGAGGAGUGAGGAGUGAGGAGUGAGGAGUGAGGAGUGAGGAGUGAGGAGUGAGGAGUGAGGAUCGAACGGACCUGUUGUGUCAACCGUCAGACCUUGUACGCAGGAAAGUGCCUGCUCGGUCGAGCCUUCCUGCUAUGCGUACUCUGUGAAGACAGAAGGAACGCAGCAAGGGGACUGACGUACCUUCUUGUCACGCUAUCUGGCAGGUGGGUAAAUCUCUGCUUGUGAGCGCCCGCUUCACAAUGUUUUCCAUUCGUACUUGCCUACCUAUGUAGCAGACACCUGCCUGGCACUCUCGAGCUUAGGAGCUUCGCAACCUGUCAUAGACCGGCUGACAGGUUUUCGUGCUUCCAUCCGCUCUUCACUCCUUUUGGAUUUCGGAGGAACCUGGCCACUCGGUCUCCUGCGUUUCAUUCUCUGCGACAUUCGGCUGCCGACGCGUUCGAUCGAGACGUUGAGCUGUCACCCAGUGCCAUGUCGGUGCGCCGUUUUGCUUCAACUAAACAGCAAGCUCUCACUUGACAUCAAUCUGUCGCCAUAGCUCGUUUCUGCUGGUUCAAUGUGCUCUUUCGCGCUUCGUGCCUCGCCAUGCGCAAUCGUCUAAGUCUUCAAACCUGGGUCGAGUCCGUCGAGACUGCUGCCCAUGCAGAAAAUGCAGGAUGGCGCCAAAGACUCGAGGAGAUGACAAACGUCUUCUCCCGUGAAGCGAUGUAUCGGAAUGGAUAUGACGAAGAAAAGUGCCGCAAUGUCCUCGUAAGAUACUGUGCACACAUUCCCCGGAAUUAUCAAUACCGGGACGGCGUUCAACUUGUAUUUCUGGUUCUGCGCGAACAUCUCGGAGACGAAAACUUGGACCUAGCGGGUGGUGUGCUCUACGAAUUGAUCGAGAUUGACUGCAACUAUUCGGACGACCCAGGAGCCGAGUUCCAGCGCUGGAAACAUGAUCAUCUCCACCGACAUGUUAUCAGACUACUACCCCUCGAGUCGCGUGGGCUCGAACGAGCCAAGCUGUAUACGCAGUCGCAAGGCUUGGAUGAUUGACCAUACCAUGUAUGUGUCGACCCGCGAGGGCGGAACCUGUGCUUUCCGCAGCCCCACCCCCAAGGAAUUGCACGAAAUGCAGUGGCAGAUUGGCAUUGGGCGAGCCGGGAGGUUUGUCAAGGAGGAAGAGGUUGUUCCAGCUACUCCGUCAACCCAGGAAGCGAACAUGAGCACCUGGAACGACAACGCCGAAGCCGAUAAAAGCCAGGUCAACGGCCCACGUGAGAGAAGGUCUCUAUCACUUCUCCGUAUUGUUAAGAGCAGAAGAGAUACCCUGCCAGCCGAGGGCUCUCCAGAGCUCCAAUCCGACAACAAGCGUCGUGGCUGGUUUGCCAACAUAUUUGGUUUCGAGACUGUUCUGUCUUUGCGCGAACCCCCCGAUCCGAAGCCCGUGCCGCUGCCUGAAGGCUGCACGACACCGCAUUCGAUUUUUGCCAGGAAGUUCUCCUUGAUAGCCGACAACCAACCUUUGCCGCCUUCGCUUUCGCACGAAAUGAUGCCUACGGCGGACAUCAAGGCCAGGAACCUCCUGGCGGAUGCGGCAGUGCAGGGUUUGAUGGGUCCUGCCUAG
Messenger RNA from Colletotrichum destructivum, 1623 nucleotides. RefSeq lists its product as uncharacterized. The transcript is spliced from 5 exons. Bases 952 to 1623 code for a protein of 223 amino acids. The record is from RefSeq and is a predicted model, not a curated record. Lineage: Eukaryota; Fungi; Ascomycota; Sordariomycetes; Glomerellales; Glomerellaceae.